CCAACAAUGUCUCGCCAAUUCCGAUACUCACUCCCACUACACCCCCCUCGUCUUCCCUUCCUCAGAAAAAGGUUCUGGUCCCAAUUGGGUUCGGGACAGAGGAGAUGGAGGCUGUGAUUAUGAUUGUUGUUUUGCGGCGAGCAGGAGCUAAUGUGACAGUAGCUUCCGUGGAGGAGCAGCUGGAGGUUGAGGCCUCUGGAGGUACCAGGCUGGUGGCUGACGCAUUUAUCUCUGCUUGUUCUGAUGAAAAUUUUGAUCUUGUUGCGCUGCCGGAUUAAGGGACUGCGAAAUUCUUCAGAAAAUCACGAAAAGACAGGCUGAUGCAAAGAGGUUGUACGCUGCAAUUUGUGCUGCUCCAGCAGUUACUCUUUUGCCUUGGGGCCUACUUAGGAGAAAAAAGACGACUUGUCACCCUGCAUUUAUGGACAAGCUCUCGACUUUCUGGGCUGUCAAAUCAAAUUUACAAGUCUCGGGAGAGCUAACAACAAGUCGAGGCCCUGGUACUUCUUUUCAAUUUGCUGUAUCAUUGGUGGAACAGCUCUUUGGCGAAUCAGUAGCCAAGGAAAUCUGUGAGUCCAUGCUGCUAAAUAUUGUUGAUGACAAUUCUAGGAAAGAAGAAUUUGAUGAAGUCUCAUGGUCCCUAGGGCAUGCGCCUGAGGUCCUCAUUCCAGUUGCCAACGGUUCUGAAGAAAUUGAAGUGGUUACCAUUGUAGAUAUCCUACGGCGUGCAAAAGCAAAUGUUACAGUUUCUUCAGUGGAAAAAUCGUUGCAGAUAUUGGCAUCGAGUGGCACAAAAAUAAUUGCAGACAAGAUGAUUAGUGAUGCUGCCAAUUCAGUUUAUGAUCUAAUUGUCCUGCCGGGAGGGGCGUUAGGCUCUGAGCGGCUGCACAAGUCCAAGAUUCUGAAGACGUUGCUAAAAGAACAACAAUCGGCUGGGAGAAUGUUGGGUGCAAUCUGUUCUUCACCUGCAAUCCUACACAAACAAGGAUUGCUAAAGGAUAAGCGAGCCACAGCUCAUCCUUCUGUCAUUAACAAGCUCAACAGUGCUGUAAAUACUGCCCGGGUAGUUAUCGAUGGGAAAGUCAUCACUGGCAAGGGACUCGCUACUGCAACAGAUUUUGCACUUGCUAUUGUAAGUAAACUUUUCGGGCAAGCAAGAGCGAGGAGUGUGGCUGAAGGUCUUGUUUUUGAGUAUCCUCGGUGAUAGGCAGUUACCAUCACCCAUUUGGGUUCAACAUUCCCCCAUGUUUGACAAGUCUUUGUCCCAAGACUGAAGCGAUGAAGACGUUAUGUAUUUGACAUGGCAAAUAAGCAGAGCUACUAGAAUGUGAUUGUUCCAUCUUGGUAAAAGAAGACUCCAUUUUCUGCCAAAAAAGAAAAAAAAGGGUUUUGCAUUCGCCCGGAGGCAACACUCAAGUCCAAGCCACACGCAAUAGUUGAGUUAAAUUUCGAUUGAAUGUGCAGCUAUUAAAGAGUUGAUUAUAACUUGUUUGGAGACAUAUGCAUGUUGCUUGAGGAGGAGAAAAAGUUUCAGUUUGAACAGAGGCAACGGCAUGGUGAGUGCAUUACUAUGUCGUGUGAUUAAUAUAUAGUCGAGGAAAAGCAAAGCUUUUUGAAGUGCAGAGAAGUUGCUAUUGGAGCAUCCAACUGCCGGGUGCAUCGAUUCGGUUUUGUCCCAAGUCCAUGAGUUGGAUCCGUGGAUCUCAUGUUUGGAUAUGGAUUUUCUGUUUUUUUCAAGGAAUUAUAGGCCAUUGCAUUAGAGUCUAUACUAUUAAGCAUCAAGGAUCUUUUGGUGUGUUUUACUAAAAUGUCCCUUAUAAUAUACAUGACAUGGAUGUAACUACCUAUUUUACAUCAUUUUAUAGUUGAAAUCAUCAUCUAAAUACUUUAUAA
Molecule: messenger RNA, 1893 nt
Organism: Sesamum indicum (sesame)
Lineage: Eukaryota; Viridiplantae; Streptophyta; Magnoliopsida; Lamiales; Pedaliaceae
Source: RefSeq, a predicted model, not a curated record